UGAAUCCUGAUAAUGAUGACGUCAGUCAUCGACACCCAAGUAUUAGCUGAUCGCUGGUUUGUGCGUCAUCGCAGUACGAGUUUGCUGAAUCACCAUGUCUAUAGCCAGCAUGGAGAAGCAUCUUUUCCAACUGAAGUUUGCUGCCAAGGAUUUGGAACGGCAGUCAAAAAAAUGUGAGAAGAUGGAAAAGGAAGAAAAAUUGAAAAUCAAGAAAGCCAUUCAGAAGGGCAACACUGCAGGAGCUCAAAUUCAUGCUGAGAACUCAAUUAGGAAUAAAAGUCAAGCCUUAAAUUAUUUAAGAAUGGCUGCUCGAGUUGAUGCUGUUGCAGCUCGUGUGCAGACAGCUGUAACUCAACGGAAGGUAACUGCAAGUAUGGCAGGAGUUGUGAAAAACCUUGAUGCUGCCAUGAAGUCAAUGAACUUAGAGAAAAUCUCUGCAUUGAUGGACAAAUUUGAGCAUCAAUUUGAAGACUUGGACGUUCAAAGCAGUUACAUGGAGAGCACCAUGAGCCAGACCACCACAACAGCUGUGCCUCAAGAUGCUGUCAAUGGUUUAAUGGCCCAAGUGGCUGAUGAAGCUGGAUUGGAACUAAACUUGGAGCUGCCAAGAGGCCAGACAAGCACAGUUGGGGUCUCCAGCACAGUUGCCAGCCAGGACCAAGACGAGCUCACUCAGCGACUUGCCAAGUUACGCAAUGCCGAGUAAUUUCUGUCUCAAUUCUAACUGCAUAAUUUAGUUUGUAUUUCUACUCAGAAACAAAUAUUCAUGUCAAAGCAUUAUGCAGACCAAUUAGUCAUUGCCGGAAUAAGACUUGGAAAUCAAGAUGAGAUGUUGAGAUCAAAUUAUGUACUGGUAGUUGUUUAAAUUGCAUCAAUGACUUUUGGCAAUAGCCUUGAAUAAUUGUUAACCUGAGUUUUGUGAUGUGGAUUUCUAUUACUAAACAAUACCAUAGCCCCGAAAUAGUUCGUUUUAUUUAGUUUUUCUCCGAGUAUGGAAAAGUAAAAAACUUAGUUAUUUUACGGCUGUCUAUGUAGUUAGAUGCAAGUGAUUCCCUUCUAUAGUCUUCUUUAUAAUGGAUUCGUUCAAGAUUGAUGAAGUAUAUAUUUUUAGUGAUUUUUAAUUUGUUUUCUCUGCCAGUGACAUGGCUGUUUUUCAAUGCCUACCUACCUAAAAGAAGCCUGAAUUUUCACGCAACACAGAAUUUUAUCGAGUGAUUGCUGCAACUUUUUCUCCUUCUAUUGAUUAUAUUAUUGUUGGUAGCAUACGAUGUUAACCAUUUUACAGAGAAUAGUCAGAGUCAGCUUUGCUCUUUACAGUAGUUGCUUACACUACCAAAUUUACAAAAAAUGAUUACGUUGCACCACUUUGCUUUAUCUAAGUUGAGAGUUAAUUCAGGGAACUGUUAAUCAAUAGGUUGUAAUUAAAUAUUUAUCAAUUCUGAAUUAUGUAUGUUGUAGCUUCAAGAUUGAUUUAGGACAUGUUCCAUAUUUGAUCAGAAUUCUGAUCUGAUCUUCGUCAUCAGAAACUAUUCAUUCCAAAUUAAAAUUUGCACACAUUCCCGCGCACGUGGACAACACACUCGCGUGCGGAUUGAGCACGAUUAAUCACCGUUUGAAUUGUUGGUACCGUAUAUAUAAUACUAAUAAUUAGUAUAAUUUUCAGAGUUUGAUUGAAAAUUAUAUUCUACUGUUUCAUUUGCUCGGUUCUAUUCGUUAAUCGAUUAUCUUUCCAGACGUUAGUGGCAAUUGGAAGUCUCGAAUUAAUGUUAACAAUUAUGAUCACCCGAAUAUGGAGUGAAAAUUACGAUCACCCGAAAUAUGGAGUGUGAAGUCAUAUUUUAGGAGUAUUUCUAUAUCAAGGGUGAAAAGAGUAUAGUACGUCAAAAAUUUAAUUAUAGUAUUUAUAAGAAACGAUUAUGCUAACGAACCGAAAUAAAUAUCUAUUUCAGUGAUCAAGGUAUCAUUUUAUGCACCGUGUUUAAGCAUACUCAAGAAAAAUCAAUAUUUUCAUUCAUGCAAUCCUCAAGUAACACGUUCACGAGGUUUGUAAAACUAUCUACGAAUAUGUCUGUUCACCACUACUCAUCUUGCGUUUUCAAUGAAAGCAUUUUGUUUUAAUCUAUAAUAAAGUAUAUGUAUUCUAGAAUAUGGUAGUUAGAGACAUUUAUACGCGGAGUUACUUGUUGAAAUAUAUGUGCGAAAGGAUUA
Hyalella azteca is the source of this 2208-nucleotide messenger RNA. RefSeq names its product charged multivesicular body protein 1b-2 (gene Chmp1). NCBI's taxonomy places the organism in Eukaryota, Metazoa, Arthropoda, Malacostraca, Amphipoda, Hyalellidae. The transcript is spliced from 4 exons. The record is from RefSeq and is a predicted model, not a curated record. Gene Ontology annotation, cellular component: multivesicular body; ESCRT III complex. Bases 95 to 706 code for a protein of 203 amino acids. Gene Ontology annotation, biological process: protein transport; endosome transport via multivesicular body sorting pathway; late endosome to vacuole transport.